AUGCCGUUACCCCGACUAAGCGAAACGAAUUCGCAGAUAGCGCCUUUCGCUCUACCAUCCAAGAACGUUUCUUUACAACGCACAGUCUCUUGCGCCCUCACAUACCUCUCUCCCCGAAAAUCCUCUCGUCAGUUUCCUGUGCCACGCGGAGAAAUCUAUAAAUCAAUAUUCUUGGCCCCAUAUGGGUACCACAGUGCUCCAUACAAUAGCACUGGCGCCGCCUACGGGCCGCAAGAUUCAUAUCAGGCGCAUUUGUCGUAUGUUCCUCCCCCGCCCCAGCCUUCUGGCGGUUUCUAUGGGUAUUCCCCAGCUCCGUUUCGCCAGUCUUCUGGUGGUUAUAAUUAUUCUGACGAGAGCAUAAACUCUCAUGGUGUCGUUUCUACUCAUAUAGGCAGUUCAGGUCAGCAUGCUCCUCCUUCAACUACAAAUGAGCAGCAUCUCCAACCUGGUGGGCUCGCUCCCGCGUCGGAUGAGCGAGUCUUGAAGGAUGGACAGGUUCCCUCAGUCGGUGGUACUCCUGCUCGCCAACAAGUUGAUCGCUCAACUGAUCGCGAACAAUUCAACGGCACGUCUCCAUUGCAAAACACUCCUUUGAGCGCCCCUGUUCGUUCAGAAGACGAUUCUUCGGGUACAAACGAUGCUGAACAGAGUGUUGAAUCUCGCUCGAGCACAACUUCUGCGCCAGUGGAGCAGGAAUUGUUUGUCGACCAGAACCCUGACAACAUGAAUGUCCAUGGUGCCGAACAAAACGUCGAAGGAUGUGAAGAACAUAAUGCGGCUUUGGCAUUACGGGUAAAGCAAACUGGAGAGGAGUCGGAACCCCUCCAGGGACAACUGGAGCCCCUCCAGGCGCAGUUGGUAGUCGACACCGCGCGAAAUAUGGCUGUCCGAGCCGAAUUAAAUAGCCUCCAGUCGGAGUAUGAAGGCUUGGAUUAA
This is a messenger RNA of Parastagonospora nodorum SN15, 936 nucleotides long. RefSeq lists its product as hypothetical. The coding region runs from base 1 to 936 and encodes 311 amino acids. The record is from RefSeq and is a predicted model, not a curated record. The transcript is spliced from 3 exons. Lineage: Eukaryota; Fungi; Ascomycota; Dothideomycetes; Pleosporales; Phaeosphaeriaceae.